Messenger RNA from Cavenderia fasciculata, 1488 nucleotides. It is a transcript of the gene bysl, whose product is annotated as bystin. The transcript has a single exon. Gene Ontology annotation, cellular component: cytoplasm; preribosome, small subunit precursor; nucleolus. Lineage: Eukaryota; Evosea; Eumycetozoa; Acytosteliales; Cavenderiaceae. Gene Ontology annotation, biological process: rRNA processing. Gene Ontology annotation, molecular function: snoRNA binding. The coding region runs from base 1 to 1488 and encodes 495 amino acids. The record is from RefSeq and is a predicted model, not a curated record.
AUGGGUAAAAUAGAAACAGUAAAAGGAAGUAAGAGACAUGACCCUUUGGGUAAACAAAUUCAAGAAUCAGAUAAUCAACAUAAACAACAAAGACAUCGUACAGGAAAAGGUGCAAUCAAAAAGAAGUUGGGAGAGAUUAGAGAAGAUGAAUAUGUAGAUGAAGAAGAAAAGGUCAUUUCAAAGCAACUCUCUAAAAAGAUUCUUUCUCAGAUUCGUCAACAAGCAAUCGAAGUGGAAGAAGAAGAUCGUCGUGAUCGUCUUUCAACUGCUGUCAGCAGAGGAGAUGACCAACAAGGAAUGGUUGAAGGACGCGACGGUGAAGAGGACAUUGAUGAUCAAGAUAGAAUAUUGUUAGAGAAUGUAAAGAAUCAAAAACCAUUGCUCUCGUUUGACGAUUUGGAAGAUGAAGAUGGUGAUUUGGAAGAAGAUCUCUAUGACCAAGGUGAUUCAAAGAGUGUUGGUGGUUUUGGAGAUGAUAGUGACACUGAAAGCAGAUACGGUGAAUAUAUGCGUACAGAAGAGGAAGAAGCAUUGGACGAAGAAGAUGAACGUAUCCUCCAAAUGUUCAUGGGACAAGGUCAAGGUGAAGGUGGUGUUGGACACAAGGCAGGUGUACGAUUUACUCUUGGUCAAUUGAUCGAGGCCAAGCUCAAGGAACAAGAAGAAAAGGAAUCAAUGGUAAAAGAACCAAGACAAAAGAUGAAUCCAAAGGUAUUGGAAGUCUACAAAAAGGUUGGACAGAUGCUAGCACAUUAUCGUAGUGGAAAGGUUCCACGUGCCUUUUGUAUUCUCCCAAAUUUCACAAACUGGGAGGAUCUCAUCUAUUUGACACGUCCCGAUCUCUGGACUCCACAUGCAGUCAGAGAAGCCACCAAGAUCUUUGUCAUGUCAUCAAAUGCACGUCAAACACAACGUUUCCUCUCACUAGUCUUAUUGCCUCGUGUCCGUGACAAUAUCGCCGAGUUCCGUAAACUAAAUUUCCAUCUCUAUAUGGCACUUAAAAAGUCAUUGUAUCGUCCACAAGCCUUUUACAAGGCAAUCUUUUUACCACUCGCCGAGGAAGGUGAUGCCACUCUUCUCGAGGCAAAGAUCAUCGCAUCUGUCGUAAAAAAGGUCUCUGUUCCAGUGAUUCACUCGAGUGUUGCUUUGUUAAAGUUGGCACAAAUCCCCAAAUACAAUGGUGCCACCUCUCUCUUUAUCAUGACACUCUGUGAUAAAAAGUAUUCUCUUCCACUGCGUGUUGUCGAUUCUCUUUACCAACACUUUAUAUCAUUUGUCGAUGAACGUAGAGACCUUCCUGUCUUGUGGCACCAAUCUCUCCUCAUGUUUGUCCAACGUUACAAGAAUGAUAUUAAACCACAACACAAAGAGAAUCUCAAAAUUUUGCUCCGUAAUCAAUUCCAUCAUCAAAUUACCAAUGAGAUUAGAAGAGAGUUAUUUAACAAUCAAUCAUCCCAACAAUCGGAAAAUAAAAUGUCAAUGGACUAA